Moneuplotes crassus is the source of this 721-nucleotide messenger RNA. NCBI's taxonomy places the organism in Eukaryota, Ciliophora, Spirotrichea, Euplotida, Euplotidae. The record is from the annotation of a GenBank genome assembly.
UAGGUUGAAAUCAAGGAAUCUUUAGCCAAAACAAGUCAAUUAGAAAUUUUAAGAAGUGAGCAAAAUAACUGCAAUAUAAAUAUACUUAUUCUACACCUGAAAGACAUUUUACACAAUUUUAGAGAUAUUUUGAGCGUUUAGAAAGGUAAUCUACCCAUAUAUGCAGAGGUAUGAGCAGAAGUGAGGAAAAUAAUUUAGAGGGCUGAAGAGGAAAAUACUUUUUGAGGCAUAAAAAUUUUAUUCAUGGAAAAAGGAGGAGGAGGAUGGAGGUAAUAGAACCAAUAGCACUAGAGCCAUCUCUUAAAUUAAGUUCUUGGGGGUCUAUAUUUCGUUGCUUUUGAGAAAUAAUAGGUUAGCUUAGUCUUUAGUUUUGAAGCUCACCAUAAUUUGUUAUUCUUUGUAAUGUUAUAGACUUUUUAGUUCUUUGUUUGAUUUAUCGAACCCUGAACAUGCACAUUCCUUCUUUAGGAAUCAUAAAACUUAUCAAAUUAUUGAGUUUUCCAAGUAAGGCAGGAUAACCUUCCUAGCAAAAUUUUGAAUCUAAAAUUGGACAAUUAGAACCAAGGCUUUUACCACAACGUGAAAGCGGUGUUGUCUCUCAAGAAGUUAAGGGCUAUUUCUAGAGUCCUAUCCAAUUUUUAAUGUAUGCUGAUUGGAUGCCUAAGUGGCUGCAGGAGUUCGAACAGGCCUGGAGAGCACGAAUCAAAAUAAUUCUAACUGU